This is a messenger RNA of Saccostrea echinata, 1502 nucleotides long. RefSeq names its product dopamine receptor 2-like. Gene Ontology annotation, cellular component: membrane. The coding region runs from base 1 to 1422 and encodes 473 amino acids. Gene Ontology annotation, molecular function: neuropeptide receptor activity. The transcript has a single exon. Gene Ontology annotation, biological process: neuropeptide signaling pathway. The record is from RefSeq and is a predicted model, not a curated record. NCBI's taxonomy places the organism in Eukaryota, Metazoa, Mollusca, Bivalvia, Ostreida, Ostreidae.
AUGAACACGACAUUUCCUAGAGUGAACACAAGUGUUGCAGCUUUGACAACGUUGCUGUCGGCAAACAGCACACCAAAUGUGACAGAUGCCACAGUAUAUAACCAACUGGUGAAUGGAUCUAUCACAACAAAUAACCCUGUAGAGAAUGGAUCAGCCACCGCCAAAUACGACCAACUAGUAAAUGGAACCGGUGCUACCGUCGUAAUGCUUGUGAUUCUAAUGGUAAUAGGAGUAAUAGGAAAUAUCCAUGUUUUGGCUGUUUUUGGUCUUAAUUUCCAGAAGAGUUCCACGUAUGUGACGUUUGUGUUUUCUUUGGCAGUAAUAAACUUCCUGAUGUGCAGUAUAGAAAUUCCUUUUGAAAUUUUGGAUCUUCUUUAUCCGUACGGUCUUUUUAGUGGAUCGUUUUGUAAAGUAUUCAGAUCGUCAAAUGCUGGUCUGUCGAUGAGUUCCGUCUUUCUUCUUCUUCUUAUUGCAGUUGACAGAUAUAAACGAGUUUGUCACCCUUUGAAAAUUCAAUGGUCCAUUAAAAAGUCAAGAAUACUUAUUGUGACCGUUAUAAGUGUCGCGACUUUUCUAGCUAUCCCGGUUAUUUUCGUUUUUGGACCUCACACGACAGAGAUUGCCGCUGGAGUACACGUACAGAAAUGUUUCUUUGACGACAAUGUGAAGGGAAGUUUGUACCCUCUGAUGUAUUUGGUUGUUUUACAACUAGUGGCAGUGGUGUCGGAGUUGGUUUUAGUGUUUUCUUACCUUUCAAUAGGAUUAGCAAUCAGGAAGCACGCCAGAAAGCGGGCUAAAAUGACGCAGUUUCAAAUAAAACGAUCAAAAAUCAAAAAAGUUUGUUCUGAGAAUUUGAAUAGCCUUAGCAAUCAUUCAUCCCUUAGUGAUAUGGACAGCGUAAAAACUUUGUCCAUAAGUAUCAUUGAUAUAAAAGAAAAGAUGGAAAUGUCUGGUGAUGAUCCUAAAGAACAUGACAAUGAAAUCUCAAAAUAUGAUAAACAAAAGAGUAAAACAACGCAGACACCCGAAGCAGACAACGACUUUAGCGACGUACAUGAUGAUGAGGAUAAUAAUCGCAAUUCUUGCUCAACGACCCAGUCCGAGGUCAAAAAUAACAUUAAAAAGAAAAGAGCCAGUAUUAAUAGCCAGGCGAAAAAACACACGAAAGUUUUUUUCGUGGUCACUUUGGUGUUUAUAAUCAUGUACACGCCAUAUCUAAUUCUUGGAGUGUUUUUGGCAUUGAAAGAUAAAUUCCGUGAGAACAUGAAUGACGUAGAACUAACGUUUUAUCGUUUAGCAAUGAGACUUGUAUAUGUCAAUGAUGUUAUUAAUUGUUUUAUUUACGGUGUUUUCGACCAUCGAUUCAAAACUUGUGUUUUUAGAUUUUACAAACGACUGUUUUCACUUUUUAAAAGAAACUAACUUUGCAGUGAUCAAUGCAAGAAAUAAUAAGCCUGAGCGAUUACUAUACACUCAGGUGUCCAUCUCGCCUGAGCAUCUUG